Messenger RNA from Rattus norvegicus (Norway rat), 3782 nucleotides. It is a transcript of the gene Ralgds, whose product is annotated as ral guanine nucleotide dissociation stimulator. Gene Ontology annotation, cellular component: cytoplasm; nucleus. Lineage: Eukaryota; Metazoa; Chordata; Mammalia; Rodentia; Muridae. Gene Ontology annotation, molecular function: guanyl-nucleotide exchange factor activity. The record is from RefSeq and is a predicted model, not a curated record. Gene Ontology annotation, biological process: signal transduction; small GTPase-mediated signal transduction.
GGCACAAGAGCCUGGCUGUGGGCUCCACUCACCCACAGCCUCUCCCAGCUCUCUGCUGACCCUUGGUGUGGGCUUCUCUGCUCGGGCCAAGCUGCACCAGAACAACCUAUAGUUAGCCGAUGGCCAGAGAGCCACUGCCUAAAAUUGCUUCUGGCCAGCCAGGAAAGAAGGAAGAUCCUUGUGCUGAACCAGAGCUGACUUGGCAUCUCAGAGCAAGAUGAUUUCUGGGAAGAACCUGGCUCUUGUUCUAGGGAAAAGGGCGGCUGUUUCCCAGAGAGCCUGGCUGCCACCUCCCCUACCUUCCCGUGCUUUGGUGUUUUGCUUCACUCUCCUCUGGGGCGAGACAACGCGUCUGCUGGAUCAGGUGGGCACACAAUGCACCCUUCCUCCUCUGUGAAGCUCGCUCUCAUGGUCCUGAGGAAUUGUGACUAGAGUCCAAGAAUUUGGAAGCCACAGGAGCCACAAGGACAUUCAGAUCCACCUGUCUAUGCAGAGCUCUACGCAGGAGAUUGGGGAGGAGCUGAUCAACGGGGUCAUCUACUCCAUCUCCCUGCGCAAGGUUCAGCUACACCCAGGAGCCACCAAGGGCCAGCGCUGGCUAGGGUGCGAGAAUGAGUCAGCUCUGAACCUCUACGAGACUUGCAAGGUGCGCACGGUGAAGGCCGGUACUCUGGAGAAGCUGGUGGAACACCUGGUGCCUGCCUUCCAGGGCAGUGACCUUUCCUACGUCACCGUAUUCCUGUGCACCUACAGAGCCUUCACAACCACUCAGCAGGUGCUAGACCUGCUGUUCAAAAGAUAUGGCUGCAUCCUUCCCUACUCCAGUGAGGACGGCGGACCACAGGACCAACUCAAAAAUGCCAUCUCUUCCAUCCUGGGCACCUGGCUGGACCAAUACUCCGAGGACUUCUGUCAACCCCCGGACUUUCCCUGCCUCAAGCAGCUGGUGGCUUAUGUGCAGCUCAACAUGCCUGGCUCAGACCUGGAGCGCCGUGCUCACCUUCUCCUGGCCCAGCUGGAGGACCUGGAGCCCAGUGAGGUUGAGCCUGAGGCCCUGUCCCCAGCUCCAGUGCUGUCUCUGAAACCAGCUUCACAGCUAGAACCAGCUCCCGCCCUGCUUCUGACGCCCAGCCGAGCUGUGGCAUCCACUCCAGUCCGAGAGCCAGCCCCGGUGCCAGUACUGGCAUCCAGCCCGGUGGUGGCGCCAGCCUCUGAGCUAGAACCAGCUCUGGAGCCGCCCCUAGACCCUGAGCCAACCCUCGCACCUGCUCCAGAGCUGGACCCCACUGUCUCACAGAGCCUCCACCUCGAGCCCGCUCCCGUGCCCGCUCCUGCAUUAGAGCCUUCCUGGCCUCUGCCUGAAACCACGGAGAACGGACUGUGUGCAAAGCCUCACCUACUGCUGUUCCCUCCAGACUUGGUGGCUGAACAGUUUACGCUGAUGGACGCAGAGCUAUUCAAGAAAGUUGUGCCCUACCACUGCCUGGGCUCCAUCUGGUCCCAGCGGGACAAGAAGGGCAAGGAGCACCUCGCGCCCACCAUCCGUGCCACUGUCGCCCAGUUCAACAACGUGGCCAACUGUGUCAUCACCACCUGCCUUGGGGACCAGAGUAUGAAAGCUUCGGACAGGGCCCGGGUGGUGGAACACUGGAUCGAGGUGGCCAGGGAGUGCAGGGUGCUCAAGAAUUUCUCCUCCCUCUACGCCAUCCUCUCUGCCCUACAGAGCAAUGCCAUCCACCGCCUAAAGAAGACAUGGGAAGAGGUCUCCAGGGGCAGCUUUCGAGUGUUCCAGAAACUGUCAGAAAUCUUCUCUGAUGAGAACAACUACUCCUUGAGCAGAGAGCUGCUCAUCAAGGAAGGAACCUCCAAGUUUGCCACGCUGGAGAUGAACCCUAGGAGAACCCAGAGGCGGCAGAAGGAGACAGGUGUCAUCCAGGGCACUGUCCCCUACCUGGGCACAUUCCUCACUGACCUGGUGAUGCUGGACACAGCCAUGAAGGACUAUCUAUAUGGGAGACUGAUCAACUUUGAAAAGAGGAGGAAGGAGUUCGAAGUCAUCGCCCAGAUCAAGUUGCUCCAGUCGGCCUGCAACAACUACAGCAUUGUUCCCGAGGAGCACUUUGGAGCCUGGUUCCGAGCCAUGGGACGGCUCAGCGAGGCUGAGAGCUACAACCUGUCGUGUGAGCUGGAGCCCCCGUCUGAGUCAGCCAGCAACACCCUGAGGAGCAAGAAAAGCACAGCUAUCGUCAAGCGCUGGAGCGACCGCCAGGCUCCCAGCACGGAGCUCAGCACCAGUAGCAGUGCACACUCCAAGUCAUGUGACCAGCUCCGGUGCAGCCCCUACCUCAGCAGCGGGGACAUCACGGACGCACUCAGUGUGCACUCAGCUGGUUCAUCCAGCUCUGACGUGGAGGAGAUCAACAUGAGCUUUGUUCCAGAGUCUCCUGAUGGCCAGGAAAAGAAGUUCUGGGAGUCAGCCUCCCAGUCGUCCCCAGAGACCUCUGGCAUCAGCUCGGCCUCCAGCAGCACCUCCUCUUCGUCAGCCUCUACCACACCGGUGUCUACCACACGCACCCACAAGCGCUCUGUCUCAGGGGUCUGCAGCUACAGCUCCUCACUGCCACUCUACAACCAGCAGGUGGGCGACUGCUGCAUCAUCAGGGUCAGCCUGGAUGUGGACAACGGCAACAUGUACAAGAGCAUCCUGGUGACCAGCCAGGAUAAGGCUCCGACUGUCAUCCGGAAAGCCAUGGACAAACACAACCUAGAUGAGGACGAGCCCGAGGACUAUGAGCUGCUGCAGAUCAUCUCAGAGGACCACAAGCUGAAAAUUCCAGAGAACGCCAAUGUGUUCUAUGCCAUGAACUCUGCCGCCAACUAUGACUUCAUCCUAAAGAAGCGGGCCUUCACUAAGGGGGCUAAAGUCAAGCAUGGAGCCAGCUCCACUCUCCCUCGAAUGAAGCAGAAGGGACUCAGGAUUGCCAGAGGCAUCUUCUAAGGACGUCUCCCAGGGGCUGGCUGGCUGGCUGGGGACUAAGCACUUACAGACUAGAGUGGCCCAGGCCACACAGGUACCUCUGCCCUCCUGCCAGCCCAGGCUACUCCCAGACUCCACUUUCACCCCGAACCUGUCCUGCUGCCGGGAUUGACACCUGCCACUGACAGGCUGACCUGGCCUCCGGGGACCGCUCACCGCCUUAGGUGCCUUCUGCUCUCUGCAACCAGAGGACUAGCUGACUUUGCCAAGGGGUGCUGCCAGCUGGGCAUGGAGCCUCGCCUGCCCUGGACAAUGUCCACCACACUUUCCUGUCACCUCCCCAAGUGCAGAUCACUGCCACCCAUGCUCCCAGAUGCUCCAGGACACCCACACACCCAGCGGGGCUGCCAACUGCGUUCUCUCCUUGUGCCCAUAGGCACUGGCCUGGGACCUUCAUGGAGGUCCUAGCCUUUCUUAGGCUGCACCAAAGAUUCCACCUUCAGGGCCUACAGAGUGAGGGAGUCUCGCCCACCACGAGCCCAAGCCCUCCCAUGGAUCAGAGAGAGAAGCCCUCUCAUGGACCGCCUGGUUGGCAUUGAACCCCAUACCACUGAAAGUGCCAUUCACCACCGCUGCGUCCCGGGUGUACAAGACUACAUGCAAUGGGAGGUUUGUGGGGAGGGGGAAGACGACUGGAUAUUUGUAUAAAACGUAAAAAGUUUACUGAUUGGGGUGGGGCAAUAUUUAUUUGUUGUAAAUAGAAAAUGCUAGACUUGAAUAUUAUAUUAAAAUCCCGUUUCUACUA